Sporothrix brasiliensis 5110 is the source of this 771-nucleotide messenger RNA. RefSeq names its product ribosomal rRNA-processing protein 17. Bases 1 to 771 code for a protein of 256 amino acids. The transcript is spliced from 2 exons. Gene Ontology annotation, molecular function: RNA binding. The record is from RefSeq and is a predicted model, not a curated record. Gene Ontology annotation, cellular component: nucleolus. NCBI's taxonomy places the organism in Eukaryota, Fungi, Ascomycota, Sordariomycetes, Ophiostomatales, Ophiostomataceae.
AUGUUUAUCACACGACCUCGUGAAAAGAAAAAUCCUCUCGCCGUCCAGCCGCGCAAGAAGCGCAAGGCCGACUAUGCCAUUGAGGAGAUCAAUUUUGACGACAGCGCCCGCUCCGACUACCUCACGGGCUUCCACAAGCGCAAGGUGCAGCGCCAGAAGCAGGCACAAGAGAUUGCCACAGAAAAAGCGCGCCAGGAGAAGAUCGCUUUCCGCAAAGAGGCAAGUAAACAGAGCCCGGGUGUCCCCAUUGACCCCAGCCCACAGUUGAAAGAGCAACGGCAAAAGGAUGUCGAGAAUCACGUCCGGCAAGUCAACGAGGCUCUGCGGCAAGCACGGCUGGCAGGCGGUGAGGAGGUGACGGACGAAGAGGAGGAGGGCGACGACGAAGAAUGGGGGGGCUUCUCGGGCGACGAAGAGACGCCCACGGCACCCGAGUUUGUUGACCACGAGGAGGAGUACAUUGACGAGGACAAAUACACCACGGUGACGGUCGAGGCUGUCGACAUUGACCGCGAGGGCAUGCACGCGCUGUCCGGGCGCCACACGAGCGACAGCGAAGAGAGCGAGGCUGGCAGCGACGAGGACGGCGACGGCGACGGCGCGACCAAAAAGAAAAGGUUCAAAAAGGGCGACCCUGCGGCAGCAGACGACAAGGACCAGAAAAAGAAGAAGGAGUGGCCAAAAAAGAAGAAGAAACAAUUCCGAUACGAAAGCAAGGCAGAACGGGCCCUUUCGAGAUCAAAGAACAAGAAGGGGAAACGGUCCUUCUAA